AGUCGUGUUCUCGGCGUUAAAAGAGACGCUCGCGCGGCAAAACUUCGCACCGGCCGGCUCCCGAAUAAUGUUUCAGUGUUUGACAAACUCAAUCGGAGGUCUUGGAAGAAGCGUAUUUAAUAAUUUACACUGUAUAUCCGACCGCAUAUUCUCAGUGAAUGUUACGCAGUGUGUACGGAAAAAACUUUAUCGAAGAUUCUGAAGAAUCUUGUGUUAAAUUGUGUAAUUCGUCGGCUUCGGUCGGAUUGCGUUUUGCACAAACUUUUUGACGGUGUGCGUAUUACCCAUCGCGCGCAUCGUCCGUGAUAAGGGGGCCUGUGAUAUCGACGAGUUCGUCUUAGCUUUAAAGCUAGUUAGUCUUUAGGUUUAAAUUAAAUUAAUGAUGUCACCUGACUUCAAUGAGGAAUCACUAUCUUAUGAGUUGUGGGACCCAAUGGAACAAGAACAUUGGGAGGUGUCACAAACAUCUGAGUUCUGGACUCAGAUAAAUGAAGAAGCGGGAGCAUUCGAACUCGCACCGCCAGAGAACUUUUUGGCUUCAGUGCCAGAGACAGAAGAAGAUUGGCGAAUAAUGGAGGAAAUAGACGAGCUACACCCGCCCGUUGAGGAUAUAGUACACCAUGAUUGCAUGUGGGCAGGCGAUAUAUUAUAUCCUUCGAAUACAUUCGUACAAAAUGACUACAGCGCGGUUCCGACAAUACCGGGACAGAGUUUGCUUCGUCGGGAUAAUAAUAUGUCGCCUCCGCGACCGGAAACUCCGUCAUCACUGGACGGCGACGAACCACCGCAGUUCCGUCACGCAGUAGACGUGGCUGGUACAGCUCUCCGUCUCCUGAGAGACUCCGCCGCAGUGGCAGCCGAUCACUCUUACACAUUGGCCCGUCAGCAAUUCGACAAUCUCGGCGUUCAGACACCAUCAGAUUCAUGUGAAUCAGAGGAAGAAAUCGAUGUAGUAUCAGUUGGAACAUCGCAGCAAAUGUUCGCAAGCCCGCACGUACGCACAGAUGCAUUGCCACGGGUGCCAUCUGCUCAGGAGCGCCAACAUAUUCAGCGUACUGUAGCUUCGGCCAUAGAUCCUUGUUCACCGCAGCCUGUGGCCAGAAAACGUCUCACUCCGCCUACUAAUGUUAGUUCUUCUGGACACCGUCGCCGCGCUCGGGGUCCAGGUCGCCGUGGACGCCGGUCCAACACUGACACGGAAUCGGAAGGCGAGGCUCCAGAUAUCGAGCGACGCUCUAUCCAUAAUGACAUGGAGCGCCUUCGCCGUAUUGGUUUGAAAAACUUGUUUGAUGAGCUCAAAAAACAGAUCCCAGCCACCAGAGACAAAGAACGAGCUCCCAAAGUCGUGAUCCUCCGAGAGGCGGCCGCUUUGUGUCGCAAAAUGCGUGAUGAGGAUUCGCAGAGAGAGGUUCUUAAAAAACAACAAGCCAAGUUGAUCACUAAAUUGAAAAAGCUUCGAACGAUGUUAUCCACACGCUACCGUUCGUAUUGAGCGCUAGACGAAAAGUUCAGUUGGUAAUUGUUAAGUUCCUGCAAAGGAAUGAUUGGAGUUUACACGUGACACUCGAGCAUUGUUUAGAUAUAUUGUCGCUUAUGAACGUACUAAUGAUCGUUCAAAUUUUCAUAUUGUGGUCUCGUACCUUUGCUCUUUUACCUCCAGGACCGUAUUCAUACGCACUGAACUAUCGAGGGUGGAAUCCUAAAUAUUGUUGAAAUUAUUAAAUUUUAUUGAAAAUACAGCUUUUCCGGUUUACUCUGCUUCUGCGGAAAGUACAGUAAUAAAUAUAGUCGAGACGCAUUCUGCUAGUUAGUUUUGCUCAAACGAUAUUUUGCAGUGCCAAAGUGAGCCAUAAAGCUGUUGUUACAUACCUCCUAGUUCGUCAGUAAAGUAUCUUAAUAUUUACAGACUGCAACGUGAAUAACACUAGACUGGUUAUAUCUUUGAAAUGUUUUAUCACUAAAGUUUACAGAGUUCACAUGGUUACAAAGCAAAUUUACUCCAUGUUAAUUAAUAUGAAAGUAAUAAUUGUGACUUCUAUUGUUUGAAUAUGAAUAUUGAAAGUUUUAUACCUGGUCAUUAUUAUUCUCGAGAUGUAAUUCGUCACGUUUUAGUUUAAGAAUUAACAUGCACGUUCAACCGCGCGUUUUGUCGGGGAGUAUUCGAUGCUGAGUCGGAGAUGGAACAUAUUAGAUUUUUUUUUCAAAACAACUGAUACGAAUGGAGCAGAAUGAAAUGGUUUAAUUCAUAACGCAGCCGUUCUUGAAUAAAUAUGAAAUAAAUGUCAUUAAAACGAACAGUACUCUUUUGGUACUCUAUUCCGUCUUUUUUUAAUCAACCUAUAUAUUUUUGCUCGAUUUCUAAUUUAAUUUACAUUUCAAUAUUUUCAUUUCUUGUGACUCAUUCGUAUGGUUUUUUUGUGAAAUAAACUAGGAAUAGUAUAGUCGGUGAAUCGAGGGUUACCAAAAUAUGCGAUUGAAACGUGAAAUGUAUGAUUGGAUAAGGACUUGAGUUUGUCGGUGUAUUUAGUGGAUACAAAUUGGAUAGAUGUGAGCAGACGGGAAAACGUCGGCAGAGGUGGAUGCCGGCAGCGGUGGGAAGUUAGGACGAUGUCAGGCCAUUUAAUAUGUUUCGGCCCGAUCCCUAGAAUAUUUUCGUCCCGUAUGUCUCUUCGGAUAGAGUUGGGAUGUUGAUAUUAAAAUUAAAACUUAUAGUUUAGGUUAGAUCGCUUACGGUUUUUUUGUAGUGUUUUGUUACUUGUAUGUAGUUAAUAUACUUUUUUAAUGUUUUUUACGUUUUAGUCACGCGAUUAACAGCGAAACUAUAUUUUAAUAUUAACGUGGAAUUGUUACUAUUGGACCAUUUUUGAUGCGAUAAAAUUACAUAUAAUUAAUAUUGCACCAACUGUUUUUUAUGUAUGAAAUAUAUCAUUUGAUUAAUGUCACUGCUAAUCGUGUAUAAAUGUAGAACCCGUCGCACUUCGAGCCGUAGCUCACUAUGCGUCUGUGCCGAUAUCUCGGUUACCCUGGUCGACGACGUGCGCUCGCGUGCGACCUAUGUGCGCUCGUCUCAUUGGUCAAUAAAACAAUGACCGACCAAUGAAAGCGAGUCACAGUAGUCAUCCGCAUCCCGCACGCGGAUGUUAUCGACCGGUGUAAAUGAGCUAUUAUUGCAGUCGCUCGGUGUGUGAAAGGUCUGAUUGCGAUCGCGUCCAUUCAUUCAUUAAAGAAAAGCAAUCAGCACGUAAAUAAUACUUGAUAAUUAUUAUUAUUGGCACUUCCACAAUAGUGCGCUUAAUACAUCCAAUAACUUAAUUCAUUCUAAUUUACGUUGCAUAGUGUUUAUUGUUAAAUUUGAAAUACAUUCGCCUUAUAAAAUAUGCACGCAAUUAACGAAGUGAUUACUUGUUUGAACCACACGAUAUUAUAAUAAAUAAAAAAUAUUGUCCAAUUGACUUACCUACAGUGAAUACAAAUUCAAUCUCAGCGAAUAGACUGUGUAUUUUGAUAAUAACAUCAGAAUCUAUGAUUUCAUGUUAAGUCCAAAUGGAUUUUAUUGAUAAAUAUAACCAAGAUAUAGUUCCUCAUAGUACCUACUAAUAGUAAAUUGUGCAUUUUCUUUAUGAUAUUUUUAUGGCAGUAAGUUUAAGAAUUGUACUCAUAUAGCUAAUGAGUAAACGAGAAAUUAAGGAACCUGCUCAGAAAGAUAAAAGAAUCGAUUUUUUUUUCUUUCAGUGAUCAUUUCAUUUGAUGGAGAAAGCUUUUUUAUAGAUUUUUUUAUUUAGCUGUUCAGGUUUUAAAUAGAGGUUGAUGUUUUAUCAAGCACAUGGUCAACGAUAUUGUACGUUCGAAGGCUUUAAUUGUGUGCGGAAUGUGCCUUGCUAUGUACAUAUACAUACAUACAUUAUAUAUCUAAAUAUAUAAUAGGUUUAUACUCGAAUUAGUUGCAAGAAAUAUUUUUCUGUGAGAUAUUACAUUACUGUAGGUAUAAAUAAGUUAGGGUUGUUCUAAGUACUGUUUACACGAAGUCUAUAGUGAUCGAGUUAAAGGUUCGCAGUUUAUUCUUCCACUAGACGUAAAUUGUAUAUAAUAUACUAGGGUAUAUAGUCGUAGAUAAAAAUUCAUUUUUGUAAACGAGUUUUUUUUUCUAGUACUUGUUUAGUUUUUUUUUUCUAACUAGAGUUACGAGUUCUCGAAUGUUGUACCUGCAUUUAAUAUUUUUUUUUAUUAAUCUUAGCUUGACAUAAAUAAUAAAGAUAAUAAUGAUUUAGUUAUCCGAAAGUUAAAUUGUCUAUCGGUGAUAUUAUGACCUUGCAUGUGAGAAGUUAGAUUACAUUUUUAGGAAAAAAAAAGUCAAUAGUUAAAGAUUUAUUAUUAAGCGACGCAAGCUUUAUCGAUAGUUAGACAGAUCAUGGUAAAAAAUGGUAUCGUCGGAAUAUUAAAAAAUCAAUGCACUAUUGUGACAAGGCACAUUUCCACCACUGCCAAAAAUAGGAGCGUGAGAUGAAAAAAAACUUUUUUUUUACUAAGCGUUUGAUUUGUAAAAUUUAUAAUUAAGGUUGGUAUACAUAUAAGUCAUGUUAUAGCUGUUAAUUUUUAUUACAUUUCCUAUGGGUAGCCAUUACUAAGGAGCAACACCUGACAGCCGUCGGUCCUCGGACGAUUGGGACCAUUCGAAAUUGUUGGCUAUUUGAUUAUAAAGUUCGUUUGGUUUUGGAAGAGUAUAUGUAUUGGGUGGCCGACGGCUGUUUUCCAGCGCCGUUACAGAGAGUGCAAGGCGCAACGAAUUCCGCCUAAUCUAAAUGUUGCACUUUGCAAUCUUUGAAGCGACGCUUUUGUAGCAGUGGAAUGUGUAUUGUGUACCUACUGUACUUAUAAUUUAACUGUUUAAUUUUUGUCUGAUAACUAUAAUUGUAUGGAGAGAAAAACAUUUUGUUUUUGGGAUUUUGUUCCUUAAUAAUUAUCUGUACCGAAAGUUAAGAUAAUCAAUAAAAUAUGGUAAUAAAUGAAAAGACCGCACCGAAAUAGGGUUAGGAAACGUUUGGCUUUGGAUUUUUUUUAUAUAUAGAAAUAAUGUUUCGAUGUAAUUUGAAGUGUUGACUCGUGUAUUGUUAGACUGAUUUAUUGUACCUACCGAGAGUGGUAUUGUACUAGCGUGUAAUGUUUUGUUUAACCCUGUUAGGUGUGGUCG
This is a messenger RNA of Diatraea saccharalis (sugarcane borer), 5188 nucleotides long. Lineage: Eukaryota; Metazoa; Arthropoda; Insecta; Lepidoptera; Crambidae. The record is from the annotation of a GenBank genome assembly.